Messenger RNA from Lactuca saligna, 1252 nucleotides. The record is from the annotation of a GenBank genome assembly. Lineage: Eukaryota; Viridiplantae; Streptophyta; Magnoliopsida; Asterales; Asteraceae.
AGACCAUAGAAGAACGUUCCACGUCGUUUCACUUACAUGAAGGUCUUCUUUGUGCGUAUUAUAUAUAUGAUCCUCCUUAUAUAUAUACUCAUAAGUCAUAUCAGAAGCCACAUAUAACAUAUUCGUCUCUCGUUUCUCUCGCUCUCUUUCACAAACACUAUCUAUCAAUUCUCUACUCUCUCUCUUUAACUUCUAUAUAUACCUGAUCUUUGUACUCUCUCUCUCUCUCACACUCUCUCUCUAGAUCUCUCUCUGAGCGGUGAAAACAUGAAAACUAUGAAAUCAAAAACCAUUUUGGCACUUGGUUUUGUUUUGUUUAUGCUUAUAUUGUCUCAUCCAUCACCAACCGAAGCUCAAGAAGUUGAGGAUGAAAGAGAAUUUGACUACGCAAGAGAUGGGCAUAUGGGGCCGGAGAAAUGGGGGGAGAUAAAGAAAGAAUGGUCGGCGUGCAGCAACGGGACGAUGCAGUCUCCGAUUGAUAUGUCGAGUCAGAGGGUGAAGAUGAUGGCCAGUUCUAACAAGCUGUUCACAAACUACAAGGCUCGUAAUGCUACCAUCAAGAAUAGAGGUCAUGACAUUAUGCUAGAAUGGGAAGGAGAUGCGGGGUCAAUUCGCAUAAAUGGCACCGAGUAUGCUUUGAAACAAGCUCAUUGGCACUCGCCUUCGGAGCAUUCCAUCAAUGGCAGAAGAUAUGCCAUGGAACUACAUCUUGUCCACCUCAGCACCGAUGGCAAAAUAGCUGUCAUUGCUGUUCUUUAUAAUAUUGGCAAACUUGACCAUUUUCUGUCAAAGUUGAUGGUAAAUAUAUCAGCCAUGAUAGACCAAAAGGGUGAGCAUGGACACAGUGGGGUUAUAAAUCCCAAAGAGAUUCAAAUGAGUAAUAGAAGAUACUACAGAUACAUCGGCUCACUUACUGUUCCUCCUUGCACUGAAGGAGUUGUUUGGACCAUAAGCAAAAAGAUAAGAACUGUUUCGAUAGAUCAAGUUAAAUUGCUUCGAGAGGCUGUGCACGAUUAUGCAGAAAAUAAUGCAAGACCAAUACAACCGGUGAAUCAACGCGACCUUCAAGUUUAUGGUCCAGCUUCGACACAAUAGAUAUAUUAGAUGUAUGGGUCGUUAUAGACACUUAAAUAUUGUGUAGUACAUGAUAUCUAUCUUGGUUCCGUAUCAGUGAUUUAUAUUGAUUUUUUAUUUAUACAUUAAUACUCUUUUUUAUUCUUUUAGUCCCAUUAUAAAUAACACUCAACAAUCU